Pocillopora meandrina is the source of this 3172-nucleotide messenger RNA. Lineage: Eukaryota; Metazoa; Cnidaria; Anthozoa; Scleractinia; Pocilloporidae. The record is from the annotation of a GenBank genome assembly.
AUGCAUCUCCUGAUCUCGUUUCUCCUCCUGUUCGGAUCACUAUGUAGUUUGGGUGAGUGAGCAAGCAUCCAGUUUUUUAAAAAUCAAAUUUUUUCAAAUCCAGUGACAUUUUCUAAUGUUAAUAAUGGUAAUAGGACCGAGUGGAGUCCAAUUCGGUCUGUGAUCAUACGAGUGAUUAACAAAAUCGGACGACCGCAAAGCGGGAGUCCGAUUUGUUUAUCACGAGUAUGAUUACUGACAGAAUUGGAUGACAAGAAAUCCUGUUACCAAUUAAUCAUAACCAUUUCAAUUUCCGAAAAAGCAAAUACACCUAGAACAAACAUCUCCAGUGGAGACAAUGUCUUUAGUUAAAUAUUCCUCCAUUUUGGAAAUUGCCUUGUUGCUAUGGUUAUUGUGAUCAAUUCUGUGAUUGGUGGAUUUAGCCGAGUGGACCUAGUAUGAUUGGCUGCUUCAACUGUCCGCUUACUGGUGUCCAAUUACAGCCAACUGUCCGAUUACAACUGUACAGAAUGAUUAGUGAAAAUGGAGCAGCUGAUGCACCAAUCACAUUUGAGGAAAUUGUAAUGGUUAUGAUUAUGGAUGUAAUAAGUUACCUUGUGAGGGUAACUGAACAAAACAAACAAACGAACGGAAUCAAAAUAAUAAGGGCAGAACUAGGAAGCUCUACGGUGCUUAAAAUAACUUUUCUGUGUCUUCGCUGGAGAGUCAUAGGUUGGUCAUCUGGGCCCAGUUGUUCAAAGGGCUGAUAACGCUAUCCAACGGAUAAGUGUCACCAAAAAGUACCGCGCUAUCCACAGGAUAGAGAUUUAUCCAGCGGAUAACGUUAUCCACCCAUCAAACAACCGGGACUAGCUGGUAUUUAACUCAAAGUAAUCCAUACUGAAAUUGCAUAUAAAUCGAUGCGUUAUUACGGUUCAGUAUUGAACAGAUCAGAACAGAUGGAACUCGAUAGUUUGGCGGUUAUGGCUAUUUAUAUACAGCUGUUUCGAGAAAGGUUUUUGGAAAAAAAGCGUAAAAGUGAACGCGAUUACUCCGAAAGGUAUUUGGAGUAGUUUUCAGGUCACGGUUCCUUGACCUCAGGUUUUUAGGAAAAUUUGAGAAAAUGGGCAAGGCAUCGCGAGUUCGAUGAAUUCAUUUAUGAAUUUACUCAUUAAAAUUCACCGAUUAUCAGAUUUCCACAUUAUCUUUCGAGAUUGUCGCGUGCACUUUUGUCCUUUUUACUGACAACCUCUCCUAAAACAGCUGUAUACCAGUCCCUUCAUUAACUUAUUGAGACCACUAACUCUUACGUAUUCCUUUAGUCUCAGGCAGACCCUCACCUCAGUGGCUCUAUCAGCAGAUCCACGCGCUUCCAGAUGAUGGUAAUAAACAUGCAACUGCUGAACUCCAUACCAAGAAAUCUGAAAUUCCUUUUAAGAGGAAAGAUGGCGUGAAGAGGCUGUUUAACUUCCUUGAUUCUGCGAUACAGGAAAGUGGAAGCGGAAGUGGCGAGGGAUCAGCGGAUGACCACGUUACUAUGGCUACUGAACAACACGUUAGUACAACUGGCUCUAAAGGAAAGCAGCCUGCAGUAGUCGGUAAUCCCGUGAGCCCCAAAAAGCAGAAGACAACAAGCUUUGGUGACUCUCCGCAAAAGAAAAAGGAAGCCCAGGGACAUGGAGUAAAUGAAGGCCAGCUUCCAAUAAACGGGCGUAAAAAAUUUUCUUACGAUGCCAGUUCAAAUCUCCAGAGCCAUUAUGCAGCUACAAAUCAACAAGGAUUGCAGAAAUUCACAGUACCACAACAAACAGCAGGAUAUAUGUCCAAUGGAGGGCUUCAGACUGUAAAAUGUAAGAGCUUGAGAGUAAAGAAUUCCCAUGUAGUUUUCGGAUAAAUUUCCUAAACUAGUUAUGGUUUUUUUCUUUCCUCUUCGAAUCAGAUUCACCAAACAUUUCUUUUCACUCUCGGACCAUGCAUGGUAGUCAAAGAAAAACAACUGGCUACUCGGUUGCUGGUCAGCGGACACAGUCGUAUGGUGAUGGGGUGUCGAGUAGGCGACCACCGGCUAUUCCUGUGCGAAGUCAAGUCUCCGCAAGUCAAGGAUUACCAGUGAAGGCUCUGCCGGCGCAGAAUUUGAUUCAUGGUUUGUUUUCAUUCACUGAUAAAUAGCACCCCAUCCGGCAUGACGGACCAGUCGAUAUUUAUUGCCGGGGGGGGAGCUCUAUGUAAUAUUCUCAUGACCCGCCCCCCCCCCCCCAAAUUCACUGACUGUCAAUUUUCUAUCAUCCUACCUUAUAUUCUGAUGUCGACGACUGAUCCCCCUCUGCUCCUCCUGAAUACCAUGUAAUCCUUCCCAAUAUCCUCCGCCCCCUCAAGGUGGUUCCUAAGUCUGCGUUAAACAUUUUAGAUUGAAGGCUUCAACUGCUCUUUCGUGGAAACGUUUUGUAGAAAGUGCACGACAGAUUUUGUAAGUCUUCUGUGUAUAAUCUCCACGAUGGUUACCAGACAUCGUUACCGUGUACAAAUUUCAAUAAUUUUUUUUGCAGGAGUGCCACACAGAUCGAACAUACAAGGACCAUUUUACACUACGUUUACAUUUACCUUCCCGAAUUCAUAUAGAGACUAUUACAGGUCCAAAGGCAUCAAGUCUACCGAGCCGCUUCAGGGAAAUGCAUAUGGUCAGCUACAGAGACAACGGAAUCACUUUCAUCAACAAGUGAGGGCACUUAUCCCCGGGAGAGUACCUCUGGCACAACCAUACAAUCGUUACCCCUACCCAGCAUCCCUUACGGGUGUUCCUGGUCAAACUAGAGGUGCUAUUCAAUCUCACUUUCAAUACAAUCCUCACAGUGUUGCAGUUUCUCGCGCUCGCUUUCCUGUUUUCCCACGUGUUGUUAAUACUCCACCCAAUUCAGCAAGUUUCCCUGGAAAGUUUUACUACAGAAACACUAUUCCAAAGCAGCAGGCAAGUUUUGCACGCAAUGCACAAGGUUCUUUUCACACCUAUAGUUAUCCACUGUUUCAGCGGGCACAGGUUGAGCGGGCUGAGAUAAGCCGAAAACCACAGCCUCAAAUUCCGAUGUCGUCGUUGACGGCAGCAGCAGCCAGAGGUUUACGACAACUCAGCCAUACUCAGCCAUGGCUGAAUCAGUCUGGUCUUCGUCUGCUCCACAAAAAAAGACACGUGCAGUGA